AUGUACGAAGCCAAGGAGACGCUGCAGCUGCGGCACCAGCUCUCGGCCAGCGGGCUGAGCCUGCGCGCGGCGGCGUACGACACGCGGCGGCACCACGUGCUGACGUUCGACUCGCAUCCGCUGCGGCCGCACGUGCUGCGGCUGUUCUCGCUGCGGCGCGAGCUGAAGAGCGUACCCCUUUUUGACAAAAAUGACGACGAGAGUACCACCAAGCGACACAAGGAAAAGGCAACUUCAACUUCAACGUCGACCGCCGCCGCGCGCAAGCGAUCAUCAUUCUUCGAGCUGCAGCUGCAGCAGCUGCACGAGGAGCAGGAGAAGCGGCUCGAGCAGCCCAAGGAGGAGCUCGUGGUGCCCAGCGUGCUGCUGCAGUACUCGCCGUCGCUCGACGUGUUCGUGUGCGUCUACAGCCGCGCCUCGAGGCCCAAAGGCGCGACCAAAGUGCCCAAGGCCACGACCCACGGCGUCGCGCUGUUCGAGCCCGCGACGCUGCGGCGAUUGCUGGUGUACCACGGCCCAGAGACGCACUCGCUGCAGUGCGCGCACUUCGACCCCUCCACAGACAAACUGGUGCUCGCCAGCCACCUCAAAGGCGACACAAGGGGCCAUGAAGAGGAAGGAGGGACCAUGCUGCCCAGCGCCCCGAAGAAUGUAGUGGAGAUCCUGCAGCUGUCCAAGAGGCUGGAUGACAGACAGAUGACGUGGCCCACGCAGGACAGAAACGAACGCCCGAGGACGCUGCUGUUCGUGGAGAACACGAGGACGUCGCUGCGGCACCCAGACACGCUGGCGCUGAUCUGUGGGUCGAAGGGGCUGCGGGAGCUCUACGGCACUGCGAGUGACUGCUCGGAUACAACGAGUGCUUUGCUGGAGUGGAGACAGAGUCAGCCUGGGGGUGGAGGGAAGUUUGUGCUGGCGAGGAGAGUCAUGCUGCGAGAGAAGAUCACUGCCAUGGCGCUGUCACCGUGUGGAGAUUGGCUGCUUGUAGGGCUUUGUAAGGGAGGACUGAGGGUCUGGAAUGUGAACGGGAGCAGGACGAAUGGAUCCGCGCUAUUUACAAUUGACGCCGACACGUACGAACCCACUGGAUCGGGAGUAGCGGACGCGCAAGAUGAGGUCAUUUCGUCUAUUGAGAUCACUACGACGCCAACUCCAGGGCUUACAGGUGAGGCUGAAACCGCAGCUUCGACGGAUGUGAUUGUGAUUGUCGCGGAGAGAGAUACUGGGGUCGUGAGGCACUGGAUGUUCUCGGUCGAGCGGAAGAUGUUUGGCAGCAAUUCGGGUGGAACGAUUUCUGGAGAACAUCGCUAUCCCAGGCUAAGUUUGGUUGGGAAAUUUAAUGCCGGGGUAAAGGAGAAGAUCGGUAAGGACGAAAGUCCCAGUAAGUUCAAGAAUCUCGACACGCUAGGCCCUCCACUUACGACCCUGGUGAUGUGCGUCACGAUCGAUAUGGGCAGCUGCUUCGAGAAUCUCUUGCUGGUGGUGCGUGAGGACGUAAUUCACGUGCUAAAAGUUCAGACCGUUCUCUACGUGAUGCAAGAGUUCAACUCCAUCGAAGGGGUCUACUCAGUACGGGCAAUUACUCAGCAAGGUGAGCCCAAAGUUGUCUCACUCAGCAGUACAGCCGUGUGUAAGCUCCGCAUUUUCCCACUUGAGGAUUCUUCAAACCCUGCAUCAUCUGCGACGAAACAACUAUUUAUUAUGCCGCAUGGAUCAGACGUGUCACCACAUGUGUGCUCCAUUGAAACAGUGAUGAACGCCAACAUGCAGAAGCCUUUUGUCGUCAUUGCGUGGAGUAGUGGAGUGGUUGACGUCUACGAUUUGAUACACGAGCAGCACGUUCUCAAACUUCAAGACAAUCAUCUCACGGACCAGAUCAGCGCCCUAUCGGUUGUCACAUUUCAACGUGCAAUCACCAAAAAGAGCGCGCUUACUGAAGCAGAUUCUACCGGGUAUUUGUCAUCGCGGUCGUAUGAAGAUAUUUAUUUAGGUCAUGCCAGUGCACCUGUAGCCCUCGCUGAUGAAAUUUGUGAUGAAGCUGAGGCCCAUAAAACGUUGAUUGUCGUUGGAACCGAGACCGGAAAACUUUAUGGUUGGAAGGCAGAAGCACUUCAGUACGGUGAUCUAUCAUUUAGAUCGAUGCAGAAAGCAAAUGUGAGGGCGCAAGCUGCUCACUCAUCGCAUAUAGUUCAAAUCGCACGUAUGGAUGUUGUAGCUCGUGGGAAACGCGCCGUACUGGCGUCCGUAGCUGCUGAUGGAGUUAUCAAGCUUUGGAGUGUGCCAUCGCUAAAAAUGAUCGGGUAUGUCAGCGGUGCUGCGGAAGGCUACGCAUCAACUCCAUCGUGUAUCGAAAUAAUGAGAGGUCCGUCAGAUCGAGUCGGUGCAAAGGUUUAUGUGAUCACGGGGUAUGAAGAUGGUCGGUUGGCCUGUUGGUGCGUAGAUACAAAGCGAGUAUCGUUUCAAGCAAUUGGAGUCUCAACAAAGCACGAGCGACGUGUAUCUAGGAUCUGCCAUAUUGCCGGCGAUGUGGUUCCGACUGGAUUGACGUCUGAGUUCCUGAGCUGUUCGCUGGAUAUGACUGUCAUCCAAUGGCAGAUUCUGGAAACGGGUAGUGUGCAGGAAAAACGCUACUUCGACAUCGGUGCCGCCAUCGUUGAUAUGGCCCUGGUUAAGGAGCAGGCCAUUCUCGCGCUUGCUCACGAAGUCUGUAAAUUUUCUUUUGCGCCAAGUAGCAAGUGUGAUAUGAAGUAUCUGAUAAAGCCUGAAGUUAUUGUGAGAACUAUUUCUAACGACUCCAACGAAGCCGAUUCGACCACUAUGAUUGACGAAGAGUUCCCCAACACUCCCACGACCCGUUCGGUUGAAGAUCCUACCGAUGUAGCAAUACAGCCAGGCCCAACUUCUCGAUCGGUAGACGAAUUCUUAACGCUGCAUGUCCCCUCCGCUGUGCUACACCUUGAAGCGGCUUCUUCAAGUGCUAUUACGACUACGACUGCGACCGACAGUUCACCAGCAACAAGAUUGUCUGAGCAAGACGAAAGUACAUUCCACUCACGAAACGAGGUGAUGCCGCGCCACAUUCGAGGAAGCAAAAGUGCUGAUAAACUCCAGCGACGGUUGAUCGACGACGACACACUACGCGAGUACCUGCAAGACUAUAUUACUCGCCACGGCUCUGGGGGCACAAUGACUGCUAAUCGUAUCUCUCAUCUCUUGGCUCUUCGACCGGAGCUACCGAACGUCAAACGAGUGGGAUUUGCACUUGCAAAAAGCUUAAAAGACCUGAAACUGACUGCACAAACUCGCGUGGACUCAGAAGAAGCCCUUCAGAUCCUAAAACUACUGCUCACUAUAUCUACAGCUCCCCGCCCAUCUUUCGAUGCGCCGACGAUGGCACGCUCUAUAAAAGGCAAAGACUACUUUAGUAAAAAAGCACGCGCUCAACGUUCACGUGAGAAGAAGCAGGCGAAACGAAAGCCAGUGGUGACUUUCAACCUGCUCGGUGAGAAGUAUGUUCGCUGGGAGGAUGUUCCAGAUGAAGAAAACGUGUUAGUUGUUUCUCACAACCAAUCACCAUCCAGUCCGACUAUUAGUUUGAUUGUGCACACGCCCCCAAGUCCCGAUUUGCGAGAUAAGGCGGACUUGGAAGAUGAUCCUUUAUCUGCUGAAAAACAACGCCGCAUCAAAUACGCUCGAUGCUACGAUCAUUCCAUUGAAAGCAUAUUUGAGAGCCCGCUCGUGAACGGUAUUCGACUAUCACCGAUGUUCCAACAGUUCUGGUCGAAAGGCUACUGCUGGUGCCAACCAGCACCUCGGUUGCGCAUUAAUUGGACCGACCCCAUCAAAGCAAAGAGCGACGGCGGUGGCUCACAGAAGCGCGCUGAGGGGGCUGCACAACGUAGUCCGAAGUGCAAGGUGUGUCAUAAACGACUCCACACGAUUGACCUGCCGCGUGCGGGGUAUGCUCCUCACUUUUCGCGACAAGCUACGUUUGAUAUUAUCGUCGAAGUAUACAGCAAGCUCACUGCUACGGCUCAUACGCGUUUGUACAAGACGUCAUCCCCCAGAAAAGAGCGUUCAUCUGAAUGCUCGAUUUUCGGAGCCCUCUUUGAAGUGUUCCUAGCCACCUACGGAAUGCGCAGCGCUGUGGAGAUGAAGCUGAAAUUAUUUUUCGUGUCCAUGUGCCAUUAUCUGCGUGAAUACGACGCCGUUGCAGUUUUUGGCGAGCUUCUGGGGCUCCACACUCCUGAGCAUGCAGACGAAUAUGACCAGGCGCCUAGUACAUUAGUUGCGUUGUGCGUGUGUUGCUACUCGUGGCUGUACUCGCGUGGGAUGAUAGUCAAUGGUGACUCAUUUUCGGGACGACUACGUGGACGUGAAUGGGGAAAUAUAUACGGUGCCACCACUGCUGAAGUGACACCGGCGACAGCUGGAACAACGCGUUGGCAGUUCAUUCGGAUUGAGCAUGCUCUUCUCUGCGCCCAGGAUAAUUUGCUGUAUCCCCUGGUUAGUCCUGGGUUUCUGAGGAACAUCCUGCUCUUUAUGCAGGAAUACGCGCAGAGCACACCCACGCAAUUGCUGAGAACGGACUCACCAGAUUUAGCAAACGAAGCUGCGCAUUAUUACCGUGGGCCUGCGCUUUGGAUUGAGCUGCAUCGCUUCUUGCGGCUCCUCGUAGGUGAAUGGAAGCAGCAAAAUGCUCAAUUCCGAGUGGUGGAGAGGCUUUUAUUCGUCCAUCCCCAGCGAGACGCGGCAUUGGAAGGCGAUCUGCUAGAAAAACUUCGUCUGAUGCUAAGUUGCUUUGUGUUUUACGACCACGAACGUGUUGGGGCAAUGGCCAUCAGUGACUUCGAAGCCCUCUUGUUCAAGCUGCGCUAUCUCUGGUCGGAAGGAGAUGUGGUGGAACAAGUGGCUCCUUCAAAGGACAAAUCGUUCGAGAAUGCCGUGGUAGCUAUCAGAAAACGAUUUAUCGACCUGAAUCACGACGGACAGCUCUGUUACCUAGACUUCUGGGCGAUGCUCUACAUUGUUGGCGUCAAGACUCGAGGCUUGAUUCAUUUCCACGAAAUCCCAUCGUUUUGUCGGGACUACCGGUUGGAAGUGUUACCGGAGCUAAGUGACAUGGUCUGGAACUACAUGCAGCUAUCGUGUACACUGUUGCUACCGAAGGGGCUAAGAGUGGGCAAAAGCUCAAUCGACCAAAAGGCUGAGCGGCAGCAUCGCCGCCGUGUGGGUGGGCUGCACGACGGAGUCUUUCAUAUUGGUAAGACGCUCAAGGGAUCGCUGUCCACCCAAGAGCUACUAUUGAGUCAUGAGACUAAGACUAAAACCCUUGGCUUGUAUCUCGAUGGUGCUGUUCCUGCGACUAGACAGACCGCAAGCACGACGGCAUUAGACCGCUUUCGACCGGUCUCAGUGGAGGCGGAAUUUCGAGCAACUUCUUCGACUCGCCGUGGCCGUGAGCCCGUGGUUAUGGGCGUCCGUCCUAUUGGGCCCACACCAAAGCCCGUCGCCCCACUACGUGGAUCCAGUUCGCAGGCGUGUUGGUGCGAACGAAGUAAGGGCACUUCCAGCGUCACAAAUCCUCGACAGCGAGGAGGAAAGUGA
Messenger RNA from Phytophthora sojae, 5607 nucleotides. RefSeq lists its product as hypothetical. The transcript is spliced from 3 exons. Bases 1 to 5607 code for a protein of 1868 amino acids. The record is from RefSeq and is a predicted model, not a curated record. Lineage: Eukaryota; Oomycota; Peronosporomycetes; Peronosporales; Peronosporaceae. Gene Ontology annotation, molecular function: protein binding.